Pyrus x bretschneideri (Chinese white pear) is the source of this 915-nucleotide messenger RNA. RefSeq lists its product as uncharacterized. Gene Ontology annotation, cellular component: nucleus; nucleolus. The transcript has 6 exons. The record is from RefSeq and is a predicted model, not a curated record. The coding region runs from base 45 to 551 and encodes 168 amino acids. NCBI's taxonomy places the organism in Eukaryota, Viridiplantae, Streptophyta, Magnoliopsida, Rosales, Rosaceae.
UUGUUUAAAGCUUCUUUUUAUGCAAAUCCUUAAAGUUGAAAAAAAUGAUUUAUGUAGUGAAUUAUUGUCUGAUCGAUGUUUAUUCUUACCCAUUUUCUAUGCCUUUUGUUUUCAUUUUUCUGAAGGCUCUGUGGGACAAGGCUCUUGAGUUCAGAUUCUUGCUUCAGAAAGCAUUCUCAAGUUCACAUAGAAUCAUGGAUUGCCACAGGCUUUACUUGAGAAGAACCCGUCCUUUGUCCAAGCAACAGAUGGUAAAUCUGGAUGAUCUAGGAUGUCACAGUCAUCUAAGAACAUUGAUGGUGAUGAGGAUUGGUCACAGAUUUCUGAGUUGCUGUCGAGAGACAUCAUUUUAUUCCUUGAAAAAGUUGCAUGCUAAGAAGAGGAAGAUUGUUGACAGAAGAGCCUCUAAUAGUCGCAAGAUAAGGUAUAAUGUUUAUGAGAAGAUAGUAAAUUUCAUGGCUCCAGAGACCAUGGUCGUUUCUCCUAUGCUUCCGGACCUCAAUAAUUUGUUCGGGUUGAAGAAGCAGAAACCAGCUUCCGUAGUGCAGUAGCAAUGCAAGGCUGAAUCAGCUGUAUAGUCCUUGAAUCUCAGGCUAAGAAAUUGUCUGCUGUUAAUUUAUUUGAUAUAUUAUUCAAUCUAUUAUCUGUUGCACUGAUAUUUAUGUAUAAUUUACACAAUUUUUCAAUGGGAGCCGAGUCUUUAAGAAGUGUGAUUUUGUUGUAACUGAUAAUUAAGAUCUGUAAAUUUGACAUUUAUAAGCAGAUAGGAUGUUUUUGCUUUCCUCGAUGCCGAAAUAUUUCCCCCCAAUUUGAAGAAUUGAUUCUUGCCUGGUAUUGCUAAUGAAUAAUGAUACCUAUGUUAAAGUCCUUCCCUUGUAUGUUUAGAAUCUUUUUUUUUUUUUUCAAUUAUUUACU